Molecule: messenger RNA, 1469 nt
Organism: Pecten maximus
Lineage: Eukaryota; Metazoa; Mollusca; Bivalvia; Pectinida; Pectinidae
Product: 3-hydroxyacyl-CoA dehydrogenase type-2-like
Exons: 5
Coding region: 55-831 (258 amino acids)
Biological process (GO): estrogen metabolic process; fatty acid metabolic process; androgen metabolic process
Cellular component (GO): mitochondrion
Molecular function (GO): estradiol 17-beta-dehydrogenase [NAD(P)+] activity
Source: RefSeq, a predicted model, not a curated record
UUGGUGUGUACGGAGGUGUGUACUUUGCACAGAAGGAUUCGACACACGAGGAACAUGUCGGCUAGUAAGCUAAAGGGUCUUGUUGCCGUGGUGACAGGAGCUGCAUCAGGACUAGGAAAGGCCACAGCAACACGAUUUGCGAAAGAAGGUGCCAAAGUAGUCCUUGUGGAUUUGUCAACAUCAAAUGGACAAGAAGUGGCCAAUUCUUUGGGAGGAGACUGUGUGUUCCAACCAGCUGAUGUAACAUCAGAGAAUGACGUAAAGGCAGUGAUGUCCUGUGCCGAGUCCACAUUUGGAGGGUUGAAUGUGGCGGUCAACUGUGCUGGCAUUGGAAUAGCAGUAAAAACAUAUCACCCCAAAAAGGGGCCUCACCCUAUGGAUCAGUUUUCUAGGGUUCUUCAGGUAAAUACGAUCGGAUCCUUUAACGUGAUGCGAUUAAGUACAGAACUGAUGAUGAAACGCCCCUGUGCUGAGUUGGAGGAGCGUGGCGUCCUCAUCAACACAGCUAGUGUCGCUGCCUUUGAUGGACAAGUCGGCCAGGCUGCCUAUUCUGCCAGUAAAGGUGCCAUUGUUGGGAUGACCCUCCCAAUUGCUCGUGACCUUGCUCCGUGCAAAAUCAGAGUCUGCACUAUUGCACCAGGUCUGUUUGACACGCCACUGUUAGCCUCGCUACCUGAGAAGGUCCGUAAGUUUCUUUGUGACACUGUACCCUUCCCGCCGCGCCUUGGAAACCCUGACGAGUACGCUCAUAUGUGCCAGUCAAUCGUUGAGAACGAAUACAUGAAUGGUGAAGUUGUUCGACUUGAUGGAGCUCUCAGGAUGAUGCCGUGAUAAUGUUUAGUUUUCAGAUUUAGAACUUUGAAAAUUGAAACCUUUGAUCAAAUCUUGUACAUUCAUUAAUUUUAUUUUGUGAUAUAAUUGUGAGAUUCGUGUUUUUGCAGCAAAGUCAGAACCUUGUGGAGAUGUAUUUUUCAUUAUUGAUGAAGUCUAAACUUUAUUUGCUGUGAACAUUUAAGGGUGUAUGUCAGGUGAUUUCUUUAAUAUAUCUUUAAAAAGAGUUCCAAAUAUUCAGACCGAGGAAGAGAUGCAAUGCAUUGGUUACGCUCAUUUAAUAAAUGAGGGAAUUCAUCUGCAAAAACAAGACCAAAACUCUAUAGAAUGUGUUAACUGUUAAUAUUGAAAAUUUUAGCCAUGUUAAAUGUGAUAAUACAGUAUACAUGUAUUAUCAAAUAUAGCUAAAUAUUUAAUUAUUCAGGAAAUAUUAACUGUGUGCAAGGGCAAAUUUCCAUAAAGUUAAUGAAAGAUGAACUUGAUUGACAUGUACUGUGUUUUGUUGUGACAAGUUGAACUUGUAAAGCUGUGUGAUUACAAAUAUGGUAUGAAAUGUUUUGGAGGUAUGUGGUUCAGUCGGCAGAAUGACCUCUUCUGACUGGGUGUGUGCAACAGUAGCAUGUGUGAUACAUUAACAA